Oryza sativa Japonica Group (Japanese rice) is the source of this 1293-nucleotide messenger RNA. RefSeq lists its product as uncharacterized. NCBI's taxonomy places the organism in Eukaryota, Viridiplantae, Streptophyta, Magnoliopsida, Poales, Poaceae. The record is from RefSeq and is a predicted model, not a curated record.
CUGACAGCUUUUGCCCUCUCCCCCUUGCGUGCUCUAUUCAUCGUUUAAAUCCCUACUCCUAUAUACGGAGUAUAUAUACACCACCUCACCACCAAUCAACCCAAUGCAAAUGCCAUUUCUUGCAAUCCAUCGAAUGAUCAUUCGAUCGAUCCAUGCAACAACAUCCUGAUUUGUUUUUCUCCCUUCCCCUUCCCCUGACAUAAGCCGGCCUGGCUGAUUGCGUUGUCUUUUCUUGGCAAUGGAGGUGGAGUCGGCGGCGAGGAGGAUGUGGGGAUACCUGCGGGCGGUGUUCUUCAUGGUGAGGAAAGGGGUGAUCUCCAAGCGGAGGCUGCUGCUCGGCAUGCAGCUCGCCAUGCGGCUCAAGCGCCGGAACCGCGCCGUCGCGCGCUCGGUGGCCAGCCUCCUCUCCCACCACCACGGCGGCGGCGGCGGCGGCGCGCUGCGCCGGCGGCGGGAGUACGAGUUCUCGUGCAGCAACAGCCCCGACGUCGUGCAUGGAGGUGCGGCGUCGAGGCGGCGGCUCGCCUACUUCCCUUGCCUCAGCGCGGAGGACGACGUCGUCGACGCCGGCGCGAGCGCGACGGCGGCAGCGGCGUUGCAGAGGAUCGAGUACUAUGGAUACGCCGCGGCGGCGGCGUCCUCCCCGGCGCCGUCCUCGCCGGGGUUCAUGGUGCGGGAUGAGCUGCUCGCACCGGGGGACGAGUGCAGCACGCCGGGGCUCUCGCCGCUGCUGGGCACCACCGGCGGCUACUCCGUGCGGGUCUCCAACUACUCGUCGGAGGAGGAGGAGGACGGCGACUACGGCCACGCCGACGGCGGCGGCGGCGGCGAGGCCGUGGACGACGAGGCGGAGGAGUUCAUCAGGCGCUUCUACGAGCAGCUGCGCCGCCAGAACCACGUCGCGCUGCUCCCCUACAUGACGGAAUCCGCCCCGUGAUCGGUCGAACGUUCGUCCCGUCCACGCCGCGCCGCGCCGCGUCGCGCCACGCGCGCCCAGAGCACGAACGCCGGCGAGGCCGCGCGCGAGCUCGAUCACGCGGUGGCCCAUCGCCUCGCCGCCAUGGCGCCAUCGAUCAUGUACACAUACGAGUCAUGUAUACGGAGCUUGAAUUACAUGGUGCGUACGUAAUGCGAAGAUCUGAAGGGAGUCCCCAUGGUUUUGGUUGCUGCAGGGACAGAUGUAAAUCUUGUGCAAAUCUUUGUGUAUUUUGAGCUUAUUUGUAAUUUGUAAUGAAAAAUAUUAUGUCAUCUCUCUCGUCUAAUUAAUAUAUGUAAUGUGCAGUAAUUAAUAUA